AUGUCGUUUCGUCAGGACAAGCUCAUCCUUCUGCUGGACAGCGGUACAUCUAAACAAGUACGCCAGACAGCCGCCAAGCAGAUUGCGCGUAUUGCCGGCAAGUUGUUCGAAUCCGCCGUCUCGCACCCUACCGAACACAAACCCGAGCUCGAUGGCGAGGGCAGUAUAACGCUGCAAGCUGGCGGAGCGGGCGAAGAUGAAGCUUGGAACGACUCGCUGGAGACGAUUGGCAAGAUCUUGGCCUUGCUCAAAUCGAACUCGUCCGAAACGCGGCAUGCGGCGGCUCAUGCUCUUGGGCUUUUGGCUGAAACGUUGCCAGAGUCUAUUCCCGUAGCCUCGCCGUCUUCUGAUCCUUUUACAACAUAUCCCAUCGACCUUCAAUCCCUGCUUCAAGGUGGGCAGAUGCUGCUGGCCUCCGCCGGCCGAGAGUAUGCCGCCAAACCGAACGCUGGUGACAAGGCCAAACGGCGGAAAGCCAUGAUGGCCACCGUGGGCUUGGGAGAUACCGUGGGGUGGGGCGAUGAUACGGACAAUGUGUUGGAUGAUGACGAUGAUGAUUUGGAUGUGGAUGUGAAGCGCUCUGGGACUGCAGGGAGUGCCGAGCCGAGUCAGCCGCCUGCGGAUGUCUUUGAAGGGCUGAGCUCGAGACAGAUCACAAUGUUGAAGAGGAAGAAGGGGAAUAUGGUUGAAGAAGCCAACAAAAUGCGGAGAUUGAACGAAAAAGUCGCUGGCUCAACAGCCCCUUCCGCCGCCCCCUCUCGCGCCCCAUCACCCACACCCGACGCUCCUUCAGACGUCAAGACCGAACCCAAAACCGAAGUCGUCACAAUCGACCCCGGAGCCAAAGCUCGCGCGGCCAAAGGCGGUCAAGUCGAGCCUUCCCUCGAUAUGGAUGGUAACCCGAUAGCAUCCUCUCGUACGCUGUCUUUCGUCAGGGGGCAGUCGCCUUGGACGACGGUCAUUCUGGAGGUGGUGGGUGAUUUGGGAGAUGCGGCGUGGCAGGUGAGGCAUGGGACUGCCCUGGCUUUGAUGGAAAUACUUCGCUCGACGGGUGCUUCUUUUGCACAGCACCAGCCCAGUAUCCUCCUGUCGCUCGCGCGACAGCUACUCUCAUUACUCGUGCUCGACCGAUUCGGCGAUUUCGUAGGCGACACAGUCAUCGCCCCCGUCCGAGAAACCGCCGCCCAAACCCUCGGUCUCCUCAUCAAACACAUUCCUCUCUCAUACUUGCCCGAGAUCCACCACACCCUCAUGCACAUGGUCCAGCAACCAUGGGCCAAGCGCGGGAAAGAGGCGGAGAAGGCAAAGAAGGGUGAAAAGUUUGCUUGGGAGGUACGACAUGCGGGGUUGUUGGGGCUCAAAUAUGAGGUUGCGGUGAGAGGUGAUUUGUUGGGGGUGAAGAAGGAAGAGGAUGUGGAUAUGGAGGCGCCGAACUUGUUGGAGGAUGUUGUGAAUGCUGCCAUACUAGCACUCGGUGAUUCUGACGACGACGUCCGGACAGUGGCAGCUUCCGCCCUCAUCCCCAUCACCUCCAUCCUCGCCUCCCAACUCCCCACUACCGACCUCUCUCACCUCCUCCAGACUCUAUGGGACUGUCUCGCCGAGGGCGGCGAUGAGCUUGGAAGCAGCACGGGUGCAGUGAUGGACCUUUUGGGUUCGCUCAUAGCGUAUCCCGAGGUGAUCGCGCUGCUGACUGCGGACGAUAAGAAUCUCAUUGCGAGAGUGUACAACUUUUUGCGGCAUCCUAUUGGGGCUGUCCGUUUGGCUGUCGCCAAUAUCCUACUCGCUUUCGCCAGAUUACCAGAUAUUCCGAGAAGAUGGGAGUCUGAUGGCUUCUUCCCAUUCAUCUUCCAGAACCUGGUCCUGGAGGAACGUCUCGACAUUCGACAGGUUUCCUUCCUCGCCUUCUCCACCGCACUCACCCUUGCCGCCUCUUCAACAGGUCUCGACAGCGUCCUCGGUACCGACGUCGAAGAUUGGUAUUCUAUCGUCAUGACGCCAGUCGGUGUGCCUCUAGAUGAGAAUCUGUUUAGACGACCGGUACAAGGAGCGGGCACGGGGCAGGGGACAGGGCAGACGCAUAAUGUGGAUAAGGCGAUGAUGAAGGGUGAUAUGAGUCUUGUGGGCGUUGAUACGGUGCUGGAGACGAGGAUUGAAGGGGCAAGGGCUUUGGCGCUUCUGCGGCAAUAUCAGUUGGACGAGGUGAAUGACGUGAACCUCUUGAGACAAUACCUGUCUUCGUCGAGCGCACACCAAACCUUCAUUGCUUCAGUUAUUGUUCAAGAAUGGGCCAUGGACUGCGAAUCGCGCAUCACCGACGCAUCUUCCUUCUCCCUCGCUUCGACCAACCCCGACGCCCAAUCACUUUCUGCCAUCGUCAUCGAUCGCGUCAGCGCGCCACCGCCAUCAACAUACCACGAGAUGACCAUCAUCCUCCACCGAAUCCACUCCGAGUGUGUGGCCAUGUUUAGUGCUUUCAACAUCGAGGGCAAGCUGGGCAAGGACAAGGUGCCGGUCCUGCCAAAGAGGAUCGACCCGACGAGCGAUGCGCCGGAUGUGUUUUCUAUCGAGACUGCCCAAGAAGCUAUCACGUCCACGUUCGACGAGACGGUUACCAAGCUUUCCAAGGCUGCUCAGAAGAGGGUCCUCCCGGCUCUCGAAGAGCGCCGGAACAAGGUCAUGGCUUCCAUCGGCUACUUUUCCAUUCAAAAAGUCAAGUAUGACUAUCAAGUCUCGGCAGCUCUCGCCGGCGCCCUUGUUGCCCUCAAGAUCAUGCCUCCCAAAUUCGGCCCCGUCAUCAAGAGUCUUAUGGAUGGCGUUAGAUAUGAGGAGAAUGAGGUGCUGCAGAAGAGGUCAGCGUUCUGGGUGAGCGCAUUUGUGGCGUUUACGGCUGGACCGUUGUUCCAGGGAAAGAUGAACCCGUCCGACAAGGUUAUCAAGAAUCUCUUUGUUUUCCUCUGUAUGGACAACUCUAUCGUGCCCAUCUUCAACACUGCGCCCGACGCCGCUGCUGGUAUCAUUACCCUCAGGGAGGAUCAGGCUGCCGCUGUGGCUAGUGUGGGGAAGAAGAAGGAUGUGGUGGAGGAGACGGAGGAUCAAAUCAAUAACAGGAUUGCGAGGCGGGGCGCUUUGGAGGGGUUCAAGGCGCUGGCAAAGAGAUUCGGAGCUGGGCUGUUUGGCGGUGUGCCCAAGUUCUGGGAGGGAAUCAGUGGGGCUUUAUUGAAGGUCUUUGGUGAAAAUACCGACAUUGAGAAGAUCGACGCAGACCUCGCCAGUACCCCACAAAUGGGUCAAGACCUGGUAGACGCCCUGGUCUCUCUCCGCCUCAUCACUCCCGAACUCGACCCCAUCCUCUACUCACAACUCUUCCCUCUCUUUUCGCCCAUCAUUCUCGCGCUUCAAAGCUCAUACCCGGUGGUCCGCUACACAGCGGCUCACUGCCUGGCGGCGAUGUGCAAUGUGAUGACGGACGAGGGCAUGAAGAGGGUUGUGGACGAUGUUGUGCCGCUAGUGGGAGAUGCGGCGAGAAUACACUCUAGACAGGGUGCUGUGGAAGCUAUUCAUCGCAUUAUCAAGCACUUGGAUAUCAAGGCUUUGCCUUAUGUUCUUUUCCUCAUCGUCCCCAUUCUCGGCCGUAUGUCCGAUCCAGACGAAUCCACCCGACUUCUCUCCACCUCCACAUUCGCUUCCCUCGUCAAGAUGGUGCCUCUCGAAGCAGGUCUUCCCGACCCGCCCGGCUUCUCCUUGGAGCUUUUGGCGAAGCGAGAUGACGAGCGCAAGUUCUUGAUGCAGCUGCUAGACGGAAGCAAAGCCGAGCAGUAUGAGAUUCCGGUCAAGGUUGAGGCAGAGUUGAGGCAGUAUCAGAAGGACGGUGUGAGCUGGAUGGCUUUCCUGGCCAAGUACCAGCUCCAUGGUAUUCUGUGCGACGAUAUGGGUCUCGGAAAGAGUCUGCAGAGUAUCUGCAUUGUCGCGAGCAAACAUCACGAACGGGCCGAACGCCACAAAGCCACGCAGUCUGUCGACUCUGUCCAUCUUCCCUCCCUUUUCGUCUGCCCGCCGACUCUUACGGGACAUUGGUAUCACGAGUUCCUCAAGUUCACUCCUCAUAUCAAAGCCCUUCAAUACGUUGGAUCGUCUUUCGACCGAACUUCUUUGCGACGUCGUUUCAACGACUAUGACGUUAUCAUCACCUCAUACGAAUCUAUCCGAUCCGACAUUGCCGAUCUGCAAAAAGUCAACUUUCUGUAUUGCGUCCUCGACGAAGGGCAUAUCAUCAAGAAUACCAAGACUAAACUCGCGGUGGCUGUCAAGCAAAUAAAGGCGCAGCACCGCCUGUUGCUGAGUGGUACUCCCAUCCAGAACAACGUGCUGGAGCUUUGGAGCUUGUUUGACUUUUUGAUGCCGGGAUUCUUGGGUAACGAGAGAAUGUUCAACGAGAGGUUUUCGAAGCCUAUUUUGGCGGAUAGAGAAGGAAAAGCGACGCCCAAAGAGCGGGAAGCUGCUGCCAACGCGCUGGAAGCGCUACACAAGCAAGUCCUCCCAUUCCUGCUUCGUCGACUCAAAGAAGACGUACUCGACGACCUACCUCCAAAGAUCAUCCAGGACUAUUACUGCGAGCUUUCCCCCGUCCAACAGCAACUUUACGACGAAUUCUCCAAGUCGAAGGCUGCCGAGGACGCCGGCGUGGAGAUUGGAUCCACCGGGGCUGCCAAAGAGAGUCAAACACACGUUUUCCAGAGCCUACAGUAUCUGCGAAAGUUGUGCAAUCACCCGGCUUUGGUGCUGGACAAGGAGCCGCAGAAGUUCAAGGAGAUACAAGGGAAGAUCGGAGGUGGUCCGGGAUUGCACGACUUAUCUCAUGCGCCCAAGAUGGAAGCUCUACGACAAUUACUGCAAGAUUGCGGUAUAGGUCUCCCGCCCGACAAGCUCGCCGACGAUGUCUCCACCCAUCGAGUUCUCAUCUUCUGUCAACUUCGCCCCAUGCUCGACCUUAUUGAGAAAGAUCUUUUCGGCACUCACAUGCCCUCAGUCUCUUACAUGCGGUUAGAUGGUCAGACCGACCCGCGCAAGCGACACGACAUCGUCCAAACGUUCAACGCCGACCCAAGAAUCGACGUCUUGCUGUUGACGACGAGCGUGGGUGGUCUGGGAUUGAACCUGACAGGUGCCGACACAGUCAUCUUUGUCGAUCAUGAUUGGAACCCGAUGAAGGAUUUGCAGGCAAUGGAUAGAGCGCAUAGGUUGGGGCAGAGGAAGGUUGUGAAUGUGUAUCGGUUGAUUACGCGAGGGACUUUGGAAGAAAAGAUCAUGGGUCUGCAACGGUUCAAACUGAAUAUUGCAUCGUCUGUGGUCACUCAACAGAACGCUGGACUGGGGUCAAUGAAUACGGGAGAAGUGUUGGAUCUGUUCAGUGUGAGCGCAGAGGGACAGCCGGCAAAGACAAAGGCAGCCAACCCGGGGUCGGUCUCGAUGAGCAAGAUGUUGGAAGAAUUGGACGAUUUACCACCUGAAGACGAAUACGCCGAAUUAUCAUUGACAAAUUUCAUGAGCAAGGUAUAA
This is a messenger RNA of Cryptococcus wingfieldii CBS 7118, 5559 nucleotides long. Its product is annotated as TATA-binding protein-associated factor. Lineage: Eukaryota; Fungi; Basidiomycota; Tremellomycetes; Tremellales; Cryptococcaceae. The transcript has 12 exons. Gene Ontology annotation, molecular function: TBP-class protein binding; ATP hydrolysis activity; ATP-dependent chromatin remodeler activity. The record is from RefSeq and is a predicted model, not a curated record. The coding region runs from base 1 to 5559 and encodes 1852 amino acids.